CGAAACUGAUCGCGCAGGUUCUUCCACUUCUUACGCAGUUGUUUUUCUGUAAAAUUAGUAUAACAUUUUAUUGUAUUUUUUUAUUUUAGGUUUUUGUCAACAGGAACUGGAUUUGGAUCAAUGGCUUACAGUUUUCGUAUGGGAAAAAGCACCAUUGCGUCUAUAGUGCACGAAACAUGCCGUGUUUUAAGGACUGAGUUAGUUCCUAUUCACAUGCCGAUGCCAACAGAACAACGCCUGAAAGCUAUUGCAGAAGACUUUGCAGCUAUCUGGAAUUUCCCACACUGCAUCGGAGCAAUUGAUGGAAAACAUUGCGAAAUAAAAAAACCACCUAAAUCUGGUUCGGCACAUUGGUGCUAUAAAAAAGAAAUAGCAUAGUCAUGCAAGCUGUAGCUGACGCAAAAAGGAAAUUUGUAGCAGUCGAAGUAGGCGGUCGAGGAAAGCAAAGUGAUGGUGGUACUUUUAUUGCAUCAACACUGCAUAAGCUUACUUAUACUGCAUAACGUUAUAAUGGAUUUAAACGGUGAUCACGAUCUGGAUGUUCAACGUAUGAUAUCUUACCCGCCAUCAUAUGAAAAUCGUCACAGAAACUGCGGAGUCAAUAAUAAUCCAUCACGGAGAGCAAAAAAUGUUCGUAUAAAAUUCACAAACUAUUUCUGGGAACAAAAUCAAAGAUUGUAAUAACUUUUAGGUACUUAUAUUAAAUUAAACUCACCUUCACUUUCAGGAAAUUGUUCUUUUAUUUCACUCCAUAACUUUCUUGUUAUUGUGCGAUUACUGUCUUGUGGGUGUUUGCUUUGCCAUAAAGGUGGUUUAGAUUGAUUCGCACUUAUAAACAAUUCAGUAUUUACCGCCAUUUUAGGACAAACAAAUACAGACUCGUGUAUAAGCCGAGCGUCAAGACCGACCUAGUUUGUUACCCCCGCCGCCCGCGCAUUGGGUCGCUCGCUGACUAGGCCCGUAGUGAGGCCAGAACUCGCGGACAGGAGCGUUUGAAAACUACGCGCGCUGUCUCGCUCAAUCCCGUCGCACUAGGCUUCCGUCUUAGUCACUACAAUAUGGACACAAGGAUGCGUUUCAUUUGUUUGAUAUUUCGCGCCCGUCAUCGCAACUGCUCUAGGCUUGUAGUGUGGAUGCACACAUACGAUUGUGCGGUCCCAUAAUUAUGUGUUCGUUGUCUUCAGCCCUCAUACAUACAAAUGUGUGGGCUAAAAUUUUCCAAGAUGGCGGCCGGAAAAUGAAAAUUCGACCUCAGAUUUGCAACCAACAGCUCAUUUUACGAUAAACAGCACUUUUUUUCGGGACAAAUUCCGCCUAGUUUCGUCGCCGAUUUGAAAGGGAUAUAUGACAGAAAUAAUGGUUUAUUUUUAUUUGAGUAAGUAAACAAAAUACUUACGAGUAAAGAAAAAUUACACUAUUUUUUAAGCAAUUUUAAGAAAAUAAAUACCUACUUAAGAGAAAUUAAUAAGAAUAUUCCCUUGUCUUUUUUGCUCUGUCAAAUUAAAGAGGCAGAACAAACUUUAAUUUAGAUUUAGAAAUAUACCUGCCAUAAUCGACUUGAUUAUCAAACUAAUUAAUAACUCAAAUGCAAACCUAUUAGACUGAUUUCUUUUCUUAUAUUUUUUGCAUAGUUUAGCUAAUGGGUGCUUCCACUGAAAUGCGACAUGAUAGGCUCAAAAUAAAACUUACGCAAUCAUUACAAUUUGUAGACAAAGUAGGUAGCUUUUGAAAUGAAUUAACUGGCAACACUAAUUUUAAAACAAAAGAUGACCGUUUUUUUUCUCACUGUCAGUUUGAUUAGCAACGUUGUUUACCUUUAGAAAACACCUACAUUUUUAUUAUUUCAGAAUUAAUGUUUAUUUCUCAAGGGUUUUAAGGUAUUUUGGUACAAAUAACGGUGUUGAUAUUGUGUGAUAACUACCUUUUUACUUCGAUGCGAAUAUUUUGGUAAGCAUUCAAAUUAAAUUACUUUAUUUUAUGUAAAAGCUAACCUCCAUAAAUUUGUAACAUGAGUGACCAAAAGGCAUAUUUUUUACUUUUAAACAUAUAAAUAAUAGUCAAAAAGGAUUCUAUUUUUUUAUUUACUUCGUACAAGCGAUAAGUAAAAGUAUUGUACAAUAAUAUUUCUACAAUUGUUUUAAAGAUUUAUUGAAAAGAUGUCAUGAAUACUGUAACAUGAGUGACCGGUAACUCACGUUACAUGAAGUAACGUGGGUUACCGAUGUUAAGUUUGAUCCAAUGUGACUGGAUUUGUAAUAUUGUAGUAUUAUGUUGAAUUUAUUGUAUUGUUUUAGAAAUAAUGGCUUUGACGGAAGCUGAAAAGAUGAGGCGUCGAAGGGAAAAACUAAAAAAACUGAAACAAUACGAUGAUUUUAAGGCCAAACAUAGGCAACAAGCACAAAAAAGUAGCGCUAAGGCAAAAAUAGAGCUAAAUAAAUUACCUAAAACAAAAUUGAACAAAAAACUAGAGGAAAUAAGAAGGAAAACUAGAGAAAGAGUACAAAGACAUCGAAAUAAGAAGAAGGAACUUUUAGACGAUAACCAACUGGAAAGUACUUCUUAUUCUAAUCCUAAAACCCUUGGUAAAGCUAAAUCUAGGGUUAAAAAAGCAUUGCCUGCAUGUCCUUUACGGAAGAAAGCUGUACUUCAAAAGAUUUUGGAGGAAAUAGAUAUAGAACCAUCAACUUCUACACAAAAAUCAAAACACUGCAUCUCUGAUGAAAUAUUAGCAAAAGUGAAGCAAUUCUAUGAAAGAGAUGAUAUAAGUAGGCAGGCUCCUGGCUUAAAAGACGUAAAAACCGUACGUGAGGUUCAAAGUGGCGAUCUGGAUGAACUGCAGAAACAUUUGAUCGAUCUGACUCCUUCCUUCAAAGUUCAUAGCUUUGUUAAGAAUAGCCAAGCAAAAGCUUAUGAAAAAGACAAAGAGGCAGUCACCAAAAACAAAAAUGAAGUGACAAGUCUCUUGCAGAUUGAUUUCUCAGAAAAUUAUACCUGCUUGGCUCAGGACGAAGUGCAGAGCUUUCACUGGGUGCAACCGCAGGUUGGUAAUAAAUAUUCAAGUGUGAAAGUUAUAAAUGUCAACGAAGAAGAAAUUGAAAGGAGGUUUGCAAAUUUAAAAUUAAAGGAUGUCUUUGACGCAGCUGUACACGUUGAGGGUAUUGCAAAGAUACACAAUAUUUAUACCAGCAAUUGUGUGGUGAAAACUGUGUCCGUCACCAUUGACUCAAAUCUUAUAAAAGAAAAAUCAUUUUAUCAUACUGUGUAUGGAUCAGACGAGUCUGAUAGCUCUGAUGAUGACGUUCCUUUGUCUAUUAUAAGGAAAAAAUGUUAG
Molecule: messenger RNA, 3331 nt
Organism: Diatraea saccharalis (sugarcane borer)
Lineage: Eukaryota; Metazoa; Arthropoda; Insecta; Lepidoptera; Crambidae
Source: the annotation of a GenBank genome assembly